Spodoptera frugiperda (fall armyworm) is the source of this 1662-nucleotide messenger RNA. Its product is annotated as leucine-rich repeat transmembrane neuronal protein 4. The record is from RefSeq and is a predicted model, not a curated record. Gene Ontology annotation, molecular function: protein binding. Gene Ontology annotation, cellular component: extracellular matrix. The transcript is spliced from 3 exons. The coding region runs from base 119 to 1372 and encodes 417 amino acids. Lineage: Eukaryota; Metazoa; Arthropoda; Insecta; Lepidoptera; Noctuidae.
GUGUCUCAUUGCUCCACUUUUUCAUGUGAAAACGAACGGAAGCGUCUUUACUGCAUUGAAUCGUUUAAUAAAAUAAAUAUUAAUAUAAUAAUGAGAAGACCUCAUGUUUCGUUAAAAGAUGGAGUUGAAAUAUAUUUUAGUGGUAGUCCUAUUUAGUGCGGGGGUUGGUGGUGAGCUGUGUCCAAAGGAAUGUGACUGUGACAUGGACAAUGGGUUGAACAGGGCAAUGUGUGUCGAUCAAAACAUUAUCACCAUUGACAUGGGAGUGCCCAAAGAAGUACAAGUGUACAGCCUGAGUCAUAAUGUUAUUAGUGGAUUGGAUAAUUUUUGUUUUAAGAACAUUGGCUACACAUCGCUUCAAAUGCUGGAUCUCUCGUAUAACAUGAUUUUCUGGAUUGGUCUGCAUGCUUUUUCGGGAUUGGAUAAAUUAGUACAUUUGGAUCUCAGCAGCAACAGACUGAGAUACAUUCCUUCCGAUCUAUUCUUCGACACGCCGGAAUUAGACACUCUAGACUUGUCAUCAAACAUGUUUGAAAGUCUUAGAAAUGAACCCUUUUUGAUGCAUUCAAAGCUAAAGGUAUUAAACCUUAAUAAUUGCCGCAUUAAGACCCUACCGCCGCGAUUAUUCAACCGUCUGCCAAAUUUGAGAAAACUAGAUUUAAGUGAGAACUAUGUAACAAGUUUGAAAACAGAGGUUCUGAUACCUUUACGCAAGCUAGAAAGGAUAGAACUUCGCAACGAGCACUGGCUAUGUAAUUCAGAUUUCAAAGCACUGGAAGAUUGGAUAACAUCUCAAGGUAUCACGUAUCAAAAACAGUGCAAGAAAAGGGUACCGCAAAUGUCCGAGAAAAUGAUAUCCGUAGUUGUGGAGGAAAAGAAGGAAGUCGACGUUAACGAAAUUUGGAACAUAACUACAGUGAAAAACGAUACUGCGGUGGAAGAAACAAAUAAACCAGUAACACCAUUUCAAAAAUUCGAUCAAGACUUUUCAGCAGUCAAAGCUUUCAUUCUUGGCAUUGAAAUAGGUUUAGCUAUUGGAAUAGUGGGGACAUACGUUUGGUUGAAUAGAUUCUGUACAUGUCGUGGAUUGCGGUGUACUCGGCCACAGGCACGGAGGCAAAGAAGACGAAGAAUGCAGAGAUUUGACGGAGACAUGAGAACUAAUUUACUGUGGACUUCUGUUGUGAACCCUGACUUGGAGACUCCGCUCUCGUUUCGGAGACAGCUCUCCUUGCCUGAUAGAAGCGCACCGUUUCCAACGUACGGUCUGCCAGGCGUGACUGAAGCUCCAUUACAAAUAGAUGCGAUACGUAUUCCAGAUCGCAGCGAGACGCCACCGCCGCCAUAUCAUGACUGCCGCAUUAAUGUUUGAGCUACAAGUAAAUGCGUAGCGAUUAAUUUCUCUCAUGUGAUAUUUUUUCGAAUUAAGUCGUUGUUAGUGGAAGCUUGUUAUGACGUUCAAGAUAAGAUAACACCAUUCGUGGUAAAUUUCUGCUCGUUGCACUUCGACAAGUGCACCUCUUGGAAAGUGUGACGGAAUGACUUUUAGUGAGUAAAACAAUGUAUGUAAGUUGUAAUAAUAUUAUAGCGAUAAGACUAAAAUUGAUGUACAAAAACAAAAAGACUUAUUUUAUAAAAUCGUUAUUUAUUUUAUAAAUACCA